CAUGGUGGGUAGUAUGCAUGUAAGCUGCUCAUUGGAAAUCAGAUUACGCGGUCCAUCAUUCAGCCGUAAUGAUGAGCAAGAGGUACUUGAGAAAGAGCUUAAAGGUUGCAUCAGGCAGUCUGUUGCCUCAUCAGCUAUCUUUGGCGCAGUUCGCCUUGAUUCGCCCUGACGUUUCUUUGGCCAAAUUGCCCCUUCCAACACCAUCUUUCAGUGCUCCAUAGCUUGCACCAAUGUCAGCAGCCGCCGAGGUUGAAGUUGACGAUUAUGAGAACGAAUCGGGGUACGGCGAUGAGUUUUCAGUGGUGACCGCCUCCAUCGACAGCUAUAUACUUAGGUACGAGCAGAAACACGGGCGAACCUACCACAGCUACCACCAAGGGUCAUAUAACUACCCAAACGACGAGCAGGAGCAAGAUCGCCUCGACCUGGUUCACCACGCCUUCAGACUCGUGCUUCAGGAUAGGCUUUUUCUCGCACCCAUAAACCUGAACAGCUCUGAUCUUAGAGUCCUCGAUAUUGGUACCGGCACCGGCCUAUGGGCCAUUGAAUUUGCAGACGAGAACCCUCAGGCAACUGUCGUCGGCGUUGAUCUCAGUCCUAUCCAACCUGGGUGGGUGCCACCCAAUGUUCAAUUCUACGUUGACGAUGUUGAGGAAGACUGGGACGAGCCUAAGCAUUACGACUACAUCCACUGUUGCUACAUGGCCGGCGCCAUCGCGGACUGGCCGGCGCUCGUACGCCGACUUUACGAUCACCUAAAUCCUGGUGGGUGGGUGGAGUUUCAGGAAACUAUCAACACGCUUUACUCAGACGACGGAACUCUGGAGCCGAACAAUGCUCUCGUGGGGUUGAUGGAUAACCUCAAAAAAGUCCACGACAAGAUUGGCCGCACGCUAGAUCCCGCUCCUGAGUUCAAGAACUGGGUAUGGGAGGCUGGCUUCCACAACAUUACGGAGCAAAGGUUCAAGUUUCCUGUAGGCCCGUGGCCUAAGGACAGGAGGUUGAAAGAGAUCGGGGCUUGCUUAAGCAUGAACUUCACCAGCGGCGUUGAUGCCUUCACAGCGAAGCCUUUCAGAGACCAUUUAGGUUGGUCACAGAAGGAGGUGGAGGUUCUGAAAGCGGAGGUUCGGAAGGCAGCUAAACGCAGGGAGGUUCAUGCCAUGUUCCAUCUUGUUGUUGUGACAGCGCAGAAGCCAGGAUCAUAGCGAGUGAAGCUGGCAUUCAUGGCCGCAGCCAGCCAACGUAAAAUGGCCUCCU
This is a messenger RNA of Fusarium redolens, 1257 nucleotides long. Its product is annotated as S-adenosyl-L-methionine-dependent methyltransferase. Bases 231 to 1205 code for a protein of 324 amino acids. Gene Ontology annotation, molecular function: methyltransferase activity. The transcript is spliced from 2 exons. The record is from RefSeq and is a predicted model, not a curated record. NCBI's taxonomy places the organism in Eukaryota, Fungi, Ascomycota, Sordariomycetes, Hypocreales, Nectriaceae.